Molecule: messenger RNA, 1069 nt
Organism: Acanthopagrus latus (yellowfin seabream)
Lineage: Eukaryota; Metazoa; Chordata; Actinopteri; Spariformes; Sparidae
Gene: rbp5
Product: retinol binding protein 1a, cellular
Exons: 4
Coding region: 353-769 (138 amino acids)
Biological process (GO): fatty acid transport
Cellular component (GO): cytosol; nucleus
Molecular function (GO): fatty acid binding
Source: RefSeq, a predicted model, not a curated record
AUGAUCCCUCUGAGUACAGACAGAUGCAUGAUCCUCCCCCUGCAUGUGGUCCUGCAAGAACACUCCGACUGAGUCACAGCUGCCUGGAAACCAUUUCCACACAUCCAGCGCGAGUCUCCACCAGAGAAGAGUCACAUACAUCCAGUGAGGAGCAGCCGAGCUUCAGACUCCGAGCGACGGAACAGCAACAGGCUCAUUUUACGCACAUUCCCGUCGGACCCAGGGUUUGUCCAGAGACGCUGCGUCAGUGAAACUGAUAUUAAAAACCAGGCGGCAGCUCAUCUGAGGGAUCCGGACUCGAGUCGAAGAAAAGCAGGAGGGAAAGUCGAGAUUUCAGCGCGUGUGGAUCAACAUGUCUAAGCCCAAUUACUCCGGUGUUUUUCACAUGGUGGAACAGGAUAAUAUGGACGCCUACCUCGCAGCUUUAGAUAUCAACUUUGCUCUGAGGAAGAUUGUGUGUCUGCUGAAGCCCACCAAAGACAUCAUCCACGACCCGGCCACAGGAAGCAUGAAGAUCCGCACCAUCACCACCUUCAAGAACUUCAACAUGGAUUUCAAAAUCGGGGAAGAGUUCACUGAAGAUCUGCAGGCGGUGGACGGUCGAACCUGCCAGACUACGGUGAGCUGGGAUGGAAACAACCUGGUUUGUGUACAGCGAGGGGAGAAAGAAGGACGAGGCUGGACGCACUGGCUGGAGGGCGACAAGCUGCAUUUGGAGAUGAGAGUUCAAGGCGUGGUGGCCAAGCAAGUCUUCAAGAAGGCUGAUUGAAGUAAAUGAAGAAUUUUUCUCUUUAGUGGACAACCUCGAUUUAUUCUUAAUGGAAUAUAGUGAUGGACAUGGUACAACAUUUGAAUAAUGUUUAUAGUUUUGUUUUUUUUUCUUUUUAAAUCAACAUUAGUUUGAAGCAUCACAUGAGACCGAAUAUCUGUGAAAAUCACUGAUCUGUAUGUUUCUGUCCGAUGGUAUUAACUGAGAAGAGAGAAGCGGAACAGAAGAACUUGUGUAAACAUUCCCAUCGUGCUUCCUCCUGCAUCUGUCUUCAUAAUGUCAUAAACAAAUCAUACAUCU